AUGGUGAAUCCUCUUAAAAGGAUUCAAAAAUUGGCAAUCGACCUAACUCUAGUUGUCUGGAGUCGCCUUACUUUCACCUUUCCAUCAAUCGAAGAGACAAAUCAAGUGCUUCAACCCUUCAUUGACUCUUUGAGGAAGACUUCGAGUGCAAAUGUUCCCACUUCUGAAAACAUUGUGGCUGAUCCUCCUCUAAAUGAUCUUGUUGCCAAAGUAGUUUUUUCCAAUUCCACAAUUGCUUCGGAUAAUCCCCCUACAUUUACCAGUGCAAAAGUUCCUAAGCCUAAUGGCAAAUAUGAUCUUUCUGAUGAGAUCAUGUUUGAAGAUGACAACACUAUUGUCAGUGUUAUUCUAAUUCCCACUACCUUUAACCUAAUGCAGAAACCUUCCUCAUCAAAACCAUGUUUUGAUUUUUAUCUCUCCUCAUCCUCCGAGGAAUCUGAAGAAUAA
Messenger RNA from Lactuca saligna, 447 nucleotides. The record is from the annotation of a GenBank genome assembly. NCBI's taxonomy places the organism in Eukaryota, Viridiplantae, Streptophyta, Magnoliopsida, Asterales, Asteraceae.